Messenger RNA from Pygoscelis adeliae (Adelie penguin), 306 nucleotides. RefSeq names its product cytochrome c, somatic-like. Gene Ontology annotation, molecular function: heme binding; electron transfer activity. The transcript is spliced from 2 exons. Gene Ontology annotation, biological process: mitochondrial electron transport, ubiquinol to cytochrome c; mitochondrial electron transport, cytochrome c to oxygen. The record is from RefSeq and is a predicted model, not a curated record. Gene Ontology annotation, cellular component: mitochondrial intermembrane space. NCBI's taxonomy places the organism in Eukaryota, Metazoa, Chordata, Aves, Sphenisciformes, Spheniscidae.
AUGUUGAAAAAGGCAAAGAAGAUCUUUACUCAGAGAUAAAACUGCUACACAGUUGAAAAAGAUGGAAAGCACAAGACAGGACCAAAUCUUUGGGGUUUAUCUGGCCACAGAACAGGACAAGCUGCAGGAUUUUCUUAAUCAGAUGCAAAAAAGAACAAAGGAGUUGCCUGGAGUGAGAAUACACUGACAGAGUAUUUGGAAAACCCUAAGAAAUACAUUCCUGGUAUAAAAAUGAUUUUUGCUGGAACUAAAAAGCAGAAUGAAAGAGCUAAUCUCAUUGCAUACUUGAAAAAAGCAACUUCAUGA